Molecule: messenger RNA, 1931 nt
Organism: Elaeis guineensis (African oil palm)
Lineage: Eukaryota; Viridiplantae; Streptophyta; Magnoliopsida; Arecales; Arecaceae
Biological process (GO): transmembrane transport; metal ion transport
Cellular component (GO): membrane
Molecular function (GO): metal ion transmembrane transporter activity
Source: RefSeq, a predicted model, not a curated record
UCUCCUUUUUAAUAUCUCCCCAGUCAGGCAAAGACUCCGUCUCGUUGCAACCACCUCCAAUUCAAUGACCAAACAAAUCCCCUUGACUUUCUUCUGUCUGCUUCCAACCCCCGUUCUUGCCCUUCUUGUUUCGAUGGAUCUGGCCGGCGGCGAAUACGGAAACACCGGCGACGAGUACAUGCCUUCCGAUGCGACUUCCACCACCAAAGAGGCGCGUCUCCCUCGCUCCCACUUCCCCGGCGCCGUCAAGCAGCGCGCCUACCGCUUCGACGGCCUCGGCAACUACUCCACCAAAGAAUGGGACCUCACAGAAGCCAACGGCAGCGGCAGCGGCAACGGCGGAGAGUUCUACUGGUACCACGUCGAGCUACCCAAAGGAAACCAGAAGCUAGCGGUCUCCACUCAAUACCUCAUCGACGUCCUCUGCCCGCCGUUAAAGCUCAACGACAUCCUAACGUUGGUCAGCAAUGGCCCCUUCUGCGGCCACGUCGAUGGCGCGUUGGUCUUCCGGGUGAACUCCCCGGGCCCGGCGGAGAGCAAUUUCACGCUCCGGCUUGCGGCGAGGGUGACGGAGAACUCGGUCGUCACGGUGUCGCUCGGGAGGGUGCCGAGGCUGGGGUUCUCGCCGACGGGGCGGUCGCUGCUGUCGGAGAUUCCGAGCGUGGGAGGCGAUGGGGAGAAGGGUGGGAGUGGGAGUUUUGUGAUUCCGGAGCAUGUGCUGGAGUUCUUGUUGACGAUGAAUCACUCGGAGGAGGCCGACAACCCGGUGCCCAAGACGGUGUCGAAUUUGGUCGUGCAUAUUAUCGAUACGCAUGUGGAUCAUGUGCAGGAUAUAGUGACGAAGCUGGAGAUGGAAUUGGACUCUGUGGAGCUCGAAGUGGAUAAAGGUGGCUCCUCAUUAAAGAAACAAAUGUUGGAUGAUAGAAGAUUCCCCAAAAUGCAUCUGAAUUUGCAACGCCUUCUACAGGUAGUUUCUCAUGGCGAACAGGUUUUUCUACGUGUAAAAGAGAAGUGUGCAACCAAAAGUUGGUUUGCAAGUGAAGACAUUGUUGCUCUUGAAGAAUUAAUUGGUCGCCUUAGGAGACUAAAGGAGAAUUUGGGAUUCAUAACAAAUCGGGUGACUGCAGUUCAGGCUGGUCUUGAUAGCUGGCAAUCAGAACAGAUAAACCGAAAGCUAUACUACCUUUCUUUCCUCUCGAUGAUCUUCCUUCCAUUAUCUAUUGUUACUGGAAUAUUUGGGAUGAAUGUCGGAGGUGUUCCGUGGACCAACCAGAGGGACCCUGAAUUGAAAGAUGGGUUCAUUAAUGUUAUGAUAGUUUGUGCAGUGAUACUUUUUCUUUUGUUAUGCUGUUUCAGCUUUCCAUCUCUCUACACACGUGUGUCUGCUUGGAGGAGACAGCGUGCACUAAGAAAAAGUUGGUCUAUCAAUAGAAAAUCUUUCUUAAGAAGAACCCUUGAUGGUGGACUUCAAAGAGGAGAUUACACACGCAUCUGAGUAGUUACCACCAAGAAAUCUUGUUCUCCUACCCCUUAAAAGAAAAUUUUGUCUUAACACCAUCAUCAAGGAGGAAAAUUUUGGAACACCAAGGAAAGAUUUCUGAAGUAUAUUCAGAUGUAAAAAGAUCAUGGGACCUCUAACAGCAGCUUGAAGUGUGCUCCAAAGAUUGAAAACUACUUUGAUAUUUAAUUUGUGGCGUACAAAGUAGUCAAAAUCAUCAUCUAUUGAAACUUCUGGAUUUUUUAUUCAUUUAUUGUUUUGAAAGUGUAGAGCCAUUGCAGCUUUGUUUGUAAUUAUGGGCUCUUAAGUUCUACUAAGGGCCAAACUAUAAGCAUUCCUUUCCCUUUUUUUUUUCAUGGAAUUCCUUUGCCUAUUUAAUUCAUAGUGUGUAUGUUCAAAAAUUCAGUUUUAAUGAUAUGCUUUGAUUUUUAAA